CUUUGGGGGGGAAGUAUAGUCCAAAGAGAGGGACACACAGAGGCGCACACACACUCGUGCAUACAUUUUGGGCAGCUGAACGGAACACAGGCCCAGUUGUGUACAUGUACACACGGAGAGGUGGACAUAUUUAUAACUACAUUAAGGAGUAAAUACCCGAAAAUGGAGUUGGACUUAUGGAAUUAAAGCGUAGAAGACUUGAAAUGGGCCGUCUGCUGCUGCUUUUUCUGCUGCGGAGUUGCCUGCUGUCGGCGGUUGACGGCACACCUCUCCUCCUCUUUGCUAACCGGCGUGAUGUACGAUUGGUGGAUACAGAGGGCGUUCGGGGUGAGUCAGCCAUCGUUGUGAGUGACCUGGAGGAUGCAGCAGCGGUGGACUUCCUGUAUGCUGAGGGCCUGAUAUUUUGGACAGAUGUCAGUGAGGAGGCCAUUAAACAGACGCAAUGGAAUCAGUCAUCCAACUCUCUUAAAGAGGCACUUGGAACUGGUCAGACUGUGGUAGUAUCAGGGCUGGACAGUCCUGAUGGGCUGGCCUGUGACUGGUUGGGAAGAAAACUCUACUGGACAGACUCAGAGACCAAUCGGAUUGAAGUGGCCAACCUUGAUGGCACCUCUAGGAAAGUCCUGUUUUGGAUGGACUUAGACCAGCCCAGGGCUAUCGCUCUCAACCCGGCACAAUGCUACAUGUACUGGACAGACUGGGGAGAGGAGCCUAGGAUAGAACGUGCUGGUAUGGACGGCAGCAACAGGAAAGUUAUAGUGGACGUGGACAUAUACUGGCCCAAUGGUCUUACCAUUGACCUGGUGGAACAGAAGUUGUACUGGGCAGAUGCCAAACUCAGCUUCAUUCACAGAGCUAACCUUGAUGGAUCAACACGUGAAACAGUGGUGGAGGGAACCCUGACCCAUCCUUUUGCACUAACAUUGUCUGAGGAGACCUUAUACUGGACUGACUGGCAGACCCGCUCCAUCCAUGCCUGUAACAAACACAACGGCGACAAAGCCAGGGAGAUCCUUAGUGGUAUUUACUCUCCUAUGGACAUCCAGGUCCUCGAGCCCUAUCGACAGCCUUACAUCCGGACGCCAUGUAGUGACAAUAAUGGAGGCUGCAGUCACCUCUGCCUACUUUCUCCAGUCCAACCUGCCUACAGCUGCGCCUGCCCCACUGGAGUCCAGCUAAAACCAGAUGGAAAGACAUGCAAGCCAGGAGCUGAGCAGGUUCUGCUGUUGGCUCGACGAACUGACCUGAGGAGAAUCUCACUUGACCUGCCAGAUUUCACUGACAUAGUGCUACAGGUUGAUGACAUUCGCCAUGCUAUAGCUAUAGAUUAUGACCCAGUUGAGGGUUACGUUUAUUGGACGGAUGAUGAGGUUCGGGCCAUCCGCCGAUCCCACAUUGAUGGCAGCAAUGCCAUGAUGUUGGUCACCACAGAGAUCAACCACCCAGAUGGCAUUGCUGUGGACUGGGUGGCCAGAAACCUGUACUGGACUGACACUGGCACCGACCGAAUUGAGGUUACCAGGCUCAAUGGAACCUCUCGGAAAAUUUUGAUAUCGGAGAACCUGGAUGAACCCAGAGCCAUUGUCCUGGACCCUGUUAAUGGCUACAUGUACUGGACUGACUGGGGUGAACAUCCAAAAAUCGAGAGGGCUAACCUUGAUGGAAUGGACCGGGUGGUUCUACUCAACAGCUCUCUUGGCUGGCCCAAUGGAUUGGCUCUAGAUUAUGCAGCAGGAAAACUAUACUGGGGAGACGCUAAAACUGACAAGAUAGAGGUUAUUAAUGUGGAUGGCAGUAACAGACAGACUCUGCUGGAGGACAAGCUGCCUCAUAUCUUUGGUUUUACUUUGCUGGGUGAUUACAUCUACUGGACUGACUGGCAGAGACGCAGCAUUGAGAGGGUUCAUAAAGCCACGGCUGUACGAGAAAUCAUCAUCGAUCAGCUGCCGGAUUUAAUGGGGCUGAAGGCCACUAAAAUGACAGAGACUCACGGUACAAAUGGCUGUGCGCAGAAUAAUGGCAGAUGCAGCCAUCUGUGUUUUUGGAGUCGGCAGGCUGUCAGCUGUGCCUGUCCCAUAGGGAUGGAGCUUCUUUCAGACCUGCAGACCUGUGUUGUGCCAGAAGCCUUCCUGCUCUUCACCAACAGGGACAACAUCAGGAGCAUUUCUUUGGGUACCAACAGCAAUGACGUGGCCAUUCCUCUGACUGGAGUCAAAGAGGCCUCUGCUCUGGACUUCGAUGUCUCUGAAAGGAGAAUAUACUGGACAGACAUACAGGCCAAGACAAUCAGCAGAGCAUAUAUGAAUGGCAGCUCUGUAGAACAUGUCAUAGAGUUUGGACUGGACUACCCAGAAGGUAUGGCAGUUGACUGGAUGGGUCGUAACAUCUACUGGGCUGAUACAGGCACUAACCGCAUCGAGGUGGCCCGGCUGGAUGGCCAGUACCGGCAGGUUCUAGUCUGUAAGGACCUUGACAACCCACGUUCACUGGACAACCCACGAUCGCUGGCGUUGGACCCUGCCAAUGGCUACAUGUAUUGGACAGAGUGGGGUGGUCGACCUCGCAUAGCCAGAGCAUACAUGGAUGGCAGCACCAUCACCACCCUGGUGGAUAAAGUGGGCCGGGCAAACGGACUAACCAUUGACUAUGUAGACCAGCGACUCUUCUGGACUGAUCUGGACACGUGCAUGAUCGAAAGCACCAACAUGCAAGGUCUGCAGAGGGAGAUCAUAGUAGACGACCUUCCUCAUCCUUUCGGUCUGACUCAGUACCGGGAUUUUAUCUACUGGACAGAUUUUAACCUGCGUAGCAUUGAACGGGCAGACAAACGCAGUGGACUAAACCGCACUGUGGUGCUGCAGGGCCAGCUGGAGCUGAUGUUGGACAUCUUGGUGUUCCAUUCCUCCCGCCAGGAGGGGACCAACGAUUGCUUACAUAACAAUGGCAACUGUGCCCACCUUUGCCUCGCCACACCUGCUGGUGCCCAGUGUCGCUGUGCCUCCCACUACACUUUGAACAGUGAUGGACAAAACUGUAGCUCCCCCUCUAGUUUUCUGCUCUUCAGUCAGAAGGCUAGUAUCAGCAGGAUGGUUUUGGGAGAGCAGAGUCCUGACAUCAUUCUGCCCAUUCACGUUCUGAGGAAUGUCCGGGCUGUCAACUACGACCCACUGGACCGGCUAGUCUACUGGCUGGAUGGACGACAGAACAUACGCAGGGCCAGAGACGAUGGAGCCAUGCCUUCCAUGAUAGUCAGCAGCAGUGUCCAGCCAGUGGACAACCAGCUUCAUGACCUGAGCCUGGACCCCUACAGUCGCCACAUUUACUGGACCUGUGAGACUACCAACACCAUCAACGUCCAGAGGAUGGAUGGACACACUGUAGGCGUGGUCUUGAAGGAUGACACUGACAAGCCACGGGCCAUUGUGGUCAAUGCUGAGAAAGGGUACAUGUAUUUCACCACAGUGCAGGAGCGCUCAGCCAAGAUCGAAGGAGCCAGUCUGGAUGGGACAGAACGAGAGUCUCUGUUCACUACCGGUCUCAUCAGGCCAGUAGCCCUGGCUCUGGACAACAAACUGGGAAAACUGUUCUGGAUCGACGCUGACCUCAAACGCAUUGAGAGCAGUGAUCUGACAGGAGCCAAUCGCAUUGUCCUCCAGGAUUCCAACAUUCUUCAGCCAAUGGGGCUGACAGUUCUUGGAGAUUAUCUGUACUGGAUUGACCGGCAGCAACAGAUGAUAGAAAGGGUAGACAAACUGACCGGAGAUGGACGCACGCGUAUACAGGGACGGAUAUCAUACCUGACCUCCAUCCAUGCUGUGGAAGAGAUGGAACCACAGGAGUUUGCAUCCCACCCUUGUUCCCGUGACAAUGGGGGCUGUUCACACAUCUGCAUUGCUAAGGGUGACGGCACACCCCGAUGCUCCUGCCCCAUGCACCUGGUGUUACUGCAGGACCUGCUGCACUGUGGAGAGCCUCCCACGUGCUCCACAGAGCAGUUCACCUGCUCCACAGGGGAGAUAGACUGUAUUCCUAUGGCCUGGCGCUGUGAUGGCUUCCCUGAGUGUGAUGACAGCAGUGAUGAGGAGAACUGCCCUGUCUGCUCAGCCUUCCAGUUCCAGUGUGAUAAAGGAGGCUGCAUUGAUGCCCAAAGGCGCUGCAAUGGUGAACCCGACUGUGCUGAUCACUCUGAUGAGCAGGACUGUGAAACCAUCUGUCCCCCUAACCAGUUCCGCUGUGGUGACAACCAGUGUAUCACCAAGAAACAACAGUGUGACAGUUACUCUGACUGUCCAGAUGGAUCAGAUGAGCUUGCCUGCGAGUAUGUGUCUCCUCCCUCCAGUGGCAUCCCUAAUACUGGGCCUAACACCAUCGGCCCAGUCAUUGCCAUCAUCCUGCUUGUCUUUGUGAUUGGGGGAGCUUAUUUUGUCUGCCAGCGUGUGGUGUGUCGACGCUACAAGGGUCCCAGUGGGACUUUUCCUCAUGAGUAUAUCAGUGGUACGCCCCAUGUGCCUCUCAAUUUUAUCGCCCCCAGCAGCUCACAGCAUGGUACCUUCCAAGGUAUUUCCUGUGGAAAGUCCAUGAUGAGCUCAGUCAGCCUGAUGGGCAGCAGCAGCAGUGGGGCUCCUCUCUAUGACAGGAACCAUGUGACUGGAGCCUCAUCUAGCAGCUCAUCAUCUACCAAGGGAGCCUUCUACCCUCAGAUCCUGAACCCUCCUCCAUCCCCGGCUACUGAUCGCUCUCUCUACAACACAGAAGUCUUCUACUCAUCCAACAGUCCAUCCACCACCAGAUCAUACAGACCAUACCAUCCAGUCCGAGGUGCUGCACCACCCACUACACCCUGCAGCACUGAUGUCUGCGACAGUGACUACACCCCUCACCAUCCGCCGUCUGGCCUGGCAUCAUCGACGGGCCGUUGGAAGGCCGCAGGCCAUGGCAGCCAUGGCAAACACAACAAGUACUACAUGGACCUUAACUCAGACUCGGACCCCUAUCCUCCACCCCCUACCCCCCGCUCCCAGUACCUGUCAGCUGAGGAGAGCUGCCCUCCGUCCCCUUCAACUGAGCGCUCCUACUUCCACCUGUGCCCCCCUCCUCCUUCGCCCUGCACCGACUCCUCGUGACCCUCCAACAGCCCAGGAGCCCUGUGAGGAAGGAAUGGAUGAAGUCCACUUGCAACACGAACUGGUCAUGUCUGGCCGACGUUAACAGGGAAAGAACUCAUGUGCCAACUUCCAGCCCUGACCAGUUCACACAUGCUGCUUUAUAUCAGCUGGUCAGCCUCAUGUGCAUUACUUAAUGUCCCUACAUCCCACAAUGAACAUUUUAUCAUUCCAGUCAUCCUGGAGCUCUCAGGAUGAGCAUCACCUGAUCAGUUAUAUGUCUUCCACAUAUCCUACUCUAACAUUUACUCCCUUGUGCCGGGUUGAAGUUUAGAGGCAUUGCCUGCCUUGUUGCUGGGCAUGGAAAGGAGACAAAUACAGCCACCAGCUCCCUCUUGAAUUGUCAUUCCAACAAAUGAAGACAACUUCCUUUACUGGGCCACUUCUUAAUCACAAAAUUUUGAGAAUUCCAUUUUUCCAAGUAUAAGCCUAUUAUCCCCCUCGCAUGCUGCACCUGCCCUGUCUUAAAUCCUUCAGCAUGUGCUCGCUGAGAGAGUUACCAGUUGACAUUGGUGUUGUGUGAAAACCAAUAUCCAGUGCCACAAAUCAUUCAUUAGGAUUAAAGCCAAGAUAUGGACAAGACCAUUCGUCUUCUCCUUCCUCACAGCAUUCAGACUAGUGGCAGGACUGUACAUAGUGUUAAAAUAAUAUGAACAAAAAUAAAUCAGAGAAGAAAUUAUUUUACUAUUUUAUUCACGUUGGCUGAUCCACCGCUCCACAGAAAGCAAAGCUGAGUGGAUGCAUGAAAGAGUGAAUAUAUGGACGGAUGAAUGAUUACACAGCUAUGUUCAUGAGAAUAUGUGAAUGUUUCGCUUGAUGUUAGAAAUUAGAUAAUUUACGGAUGAUGACUGAAUGAAUUUGUAGAAUUAUGAAUGAAUGAAUGAGUGGAUGGAUGGAUACAAUAGGGCCAAGAUCAAAGUGUGAAAUCUGUUGUACAUUGUUUUGAGAUUGUUUCCCUUACAUUUCACGUUGAGAAUUCUUUGUAGCUGAACAAAGGGCCUCCAGAGUGGCCGAGCUUUCCCCAGUCAACACAGAGACAAAGACAAAUCUGCCCUGUGUCCUUUCUUUAUCCCAUGAAAUCCCUGUCACAUCAACAUACCAAAUGAAUACCAAUAUGUAAAAUUUGUGUACAUAUAGUAUAUGUAAUGAAGUCAAUGAGUUGAGAGAAGUGAAUUCUUUUCAUUGUGAAUCUGAACCUCUUCCAUCACAUGUACCCUCAUCAUCCCGUUUACCAAAAGUAUGUUUGCUGCUAUUGUGUACAUAUACUAUAACAUUUACUAUGACACUACACAGAAAGCCCCAAAUUACUACUUUCAUACUGACAGUAGAUCAUGAAGCUAUUAUACAGUUAAUAACAAAUUAUUCUUAUAGCGACUUUUGUUAUUCGUAUUUCUGUUUGUGUGUAGAUCAUUAUGUAUGUUUUUAUGUUGGCCGCCAUUUGGUUUAAAGGAGUGUUUUUGUGGAGUAAAGUGAAAUCAAUGUGACGGGUUGAAGAGUUCCUGCUAAUACAGUUUAUUCAGAGCUGCUCCAGAAAUCAACUGAAGUUCAUAGUAUGCUUGAGAUGAAUCUUGCCAGAUCUAUCUCCAAGAACUGUCUUUUGUGUGGUUUUAAAGUGUUGUCUCCAACAACAACCCUGAUUCCAAAAUAGUUGUGGAAUUGUAAAAGUAGAAAUAAACCACAAUAUAAUUAUUUGCUCAUCCCUGACAUGAUAUAUAGCAAAUGAAAACAGAACAAUGACAUUAUAUUUUACCUCAUCAACUUAAUUAAUUUCAAACCAGUUGGGAUAGGAGCUCUGUUGCCAACUGGUCUGAAAGUUGUGGCAUGCUCCAGAAACACCUGUUUGGGACAUUCCAUGGUAAACAGGUUCAUUGUUGACAGGUGAUAGUAUCAUGGUUGGGUAUGAAAGGGCCAUCCUCAAAAGGAUCUCAACUUUUUGAACUCAGGAUUAUAAUUCCACACCUACACAGCAAUCACUCUGUAGGGUGAGCUUGAAAUUAUGUUUUAGCCACUGUUUGCCAGGCUGUCAAACGCUUGGUUCAAAGCAUCUUAAGGUGUAUAGUUGCUCAUAAUUUCCAUGGUGAACCUCACCUUUGUUCUUCAGAUACAGGUCUCUCCUAACCUACUAGCUGAGGGGCACCAAGAUUUUAAUGAGAGGAUGACCUUUGCUUUUAUCAAACAACACCAUGUUUUAGUUUGAAAUGAUCCCCCUUCAGAUAUUUAGAAUAUCAGAACAAUUAGAAUGUUUGUUCAGUCCAAACCUUUUGGAUCAUAGAGUGCAGUAAACGUUACAGCCUUCAGAUUGUUUUUUAAUAUCUGUAACGGUGCAGCAUAUUUUCCUUGGUAUUUUUACCACCUCAGAGGUCUGUUUUGAUAAAACCCCACUUAUUCUCUACUGUUGAUACUAUUGUACUUUGAGUUUCUGGGCUUCAAAAAAACAUUAUAAAUAUUAUGAUCACAUGACAUAGCAACAAAAGGUGAAAGACAUUUUAUACACUUGCAAAAAAAAGAAAAUCUUAUUAUUUACCUGUAAAAUAAACAUUGUCCUCAAACACAGAGAAUGUUCUGGUUAAAGAGAUAACAGGUCAAAUAUAUCUUGUUGACUGUGCAUUCCAGUCCUCAAGAAUAAAUGAGUGUGUCUCUUUUAGAACAAUCAGUGAUGGCAAUUGUGCCUAGAAGAGGUUCAUCAGCACUGGAGAACAUCACAGUCUCCUAAUAGGGAAGUAUACCAGCACUUUUGAAGUUGGGAACUUUUGUAACUUGCAGUGAGCUUGUUGCUGUUUCCUGAUUAAUCAAUUUCCUGUCACAUGAUACUGCAGCAGAUCUCUGGUUACUGGUUGGAAUUGGAUUUCCCGAUAACACCUGAAGCAGCGUCUAUAUGUGUCAGUGGGAACUCUGAGCAACACAAGUCAUUUUGAUGAGGGGCUGUAAGCCCUGCCUCAAACCACUGUUUCCAUGCAGCUCCUUUAAAACCCUGUAUUUGUUGUCUCAGCUAAAAAUGCUUUGUGUUAUUUACACUUGCAACUUUUUUUUUAUAUCAAAAGCAUUUUUAUAUAAUAAAGGUUCUAUUUUAAGGAA
Molecule: messenger RNA, 8237 nt
Organism: Acanthopagrus latus (yellowfin seabream)
Lineage: Eukaryota; Metazoa; Chordata; Actinopteri; Spariformes; Sparidae
Gene: lrp5
Product: low density lipoprotein receptor-related protein 5
Exons: 29
Coding region: 177-5123 (1648 amino acids)
Molecular function (GO): protein binding
Source: RefSeq, a predicted model, not a curated record